AUGGCUGAUGGAAAUAAAUGCGAUCUUUUACUGCUUAAUUUGGCGCAACAGUUAGAAGGUGGCGUACCAGAGCUUCUGGAUAUCUUAUUUGGUUUUUUGUCUCGAAAGACGGAUUUUUAUACUGGUGCUGAUAUUUCAACAGCUCGAGAAAUGGUCCUGAAAGCAUUUGAUAAGCACAGCGAGUCUGCAAAACAAGCUGCAGAAGAUGCAAAAAAAAGACGGUUAGAAGAACAAAGACGUUUAGAAGAACGAAGAGCAGCACAAAAGGCAAAAGAAGAACUUGAAAUUAAUGAACCAAAAAUUCGUGAAAUAACGGAUGAAGAAGCCGAAGAAUUAAUGAAGAAAGAGGAGAAUAAGGAGCAAGUUUCACCUAUUAUUGAUGAUAAUGAUAAAGAUAGUCAAGAUGAAGAUCCUGAAGAUAAGGGGAAGUUAAAACCAAAUGCUGGUAAUGGCUGUGAUCUAGAGAACUACCAGUGGACUCAAACGUUAGGCGAAGUCGAGGUUCGUGUCCCAUUCAAAGUUGGUUUCCCACUGAAAUCAAAAGAUGUCAUUGUUGAGUUUACAAAAAGCAAAUUGAAAAUUGGCCUGAAAGGACAAGAGCCGAUAAUCGACGGUGAUCUUUAUAAUAUCAUAAAAGUUGAAAACACAACUUGGAUUCUUGAGGACCGGAGAACCGUUGUUCUUGCAAUGGAAAAGAUUAAUAAUAUGGAAUGGUGGAGUAGGUUGGUGAAAACAGAUCCAGAAAUAAACACGAAGAAAGUACAACCAGAAAGUUCUAAACUUUCUGAUUUGGAUGGCGAAACCAGAAAAAUGGUUGAAAAGAUGAUGUAUGAUCAAAGGCAAAAAGAGUUGGGACUACCUACUUCUGAAGAAAAAAAGAAAAGGGAAUUGCUAAGCACGUUUAUGAAGCAGCACCCAGAAAUGGAUUUCUCACAAGUGAAGUUCUAA
Thelazia callipaeda (thelaziosis nematode) is the source of this 948-nucleotide messenger RNA. The record is from the annotation of a GenBank genome assembly. Lineage: Eukaryota; Metazoa; Nematoda; Chromadorea; Rhabditida; Thelaziidae.